AUGCAAAAAACGGACGCAAUUACACGUAGGAAAUGGAAUGAAUCGCGUAACUUCGACACAUUACCCAGUUGGGAGGAUUGCUCAAAAUUGUUGGAUAGGCAUUGCCAGUUUCUCGAAUCACUCGACAGUGGAAACGGCAAUCAGUCAUCACCACAACGUAAACCUAAUAAUCUUAACUCCAAGACUAACAGACGCUCAAAACAAUACGCAUUUGUUGCAUCUACAUCCAGCAAUUCUUGCUCAAUUUGUUCUAGCAAUGAACACCUAAUACAGAAUUGUCAUCGUUUUAAGGCACUGGAGGUGGUUCAAAGGUUUGAAAAGGUGAAGGGCCUUAAACUCUGCAUAAACUGCUUAUCGCGACGCCAUCAUGUGGUUAAUUGCACAUCAACGUUUAAAUGUAAGGUUUGCGCAAAGCCACAUCACACUCUCUUGCAUCAUUCGCAAUUACCAACGAAUAUUAAGAGCGCCGGAUCAUCACGACGCACAGAACACGCCGCUAUGCCCAACGACAAUGUUGCCAGCCAUUCCCAUCUUAACAUGUCAUCGGCCGAGCAAAUAAUUCUAGCCACUGCAUUGGUUUUAGUGAAGAACUCAUCGGGAAGUUAUCAAGUGGGUAGAGCCUUACUUGAUUCAUGCUCUCAGGUCAACUUCAUAACGAAGGAGUUUUCAAAGAAGCUUAAUUUAUCAAAACAUAAACAUCGGCUGCAUGUUUCCAGUAUUGGUAGUUCGUUGACCAAUAUAAGGUAUCAGACGCUCACAUCAAUCAAAUCUCGUCAUUCAAAUUUUGAACUUGCUUUAGACUUUGGUAUUACGAAUCACAUCGCAUAUCAACCAAGUUCUGAAAUCGAUAAGUUGUGGAAGGUUCCACCAAAUACACCUCUCGCCGAUGAGCAAUUUUUUAAAUCCAAGCGCGUUGACCUUUUGCUUGGAGCUGAAAGUUUCUUUGACAUUUUGUCUGUCGGUCAAAUCAAACUAGGUGAAAAUCUUCCAGUACUUCAAAAAACACUAUUAGGAUGGAUCGUAUCUGGGAAGUACAAGGAACGGCGCUUGUCAUCUAAUCGUGCACUAAAGCAAGAUUAUCAAGAAUUCAUGAAACAAUAUCGAGAGCUCGGACACAUGACGCGUGUUGAGACUCCGAAAACCAACGAACCACAUUAUUAUAUCCCUCAUCAUUGUGUUUUAAAACCGUCGAGCACAUCGACCAAGCUGAGGGUGGUUUUUGAUGCGUCAUGUCCAACAACAUCGCAACGUUCAUUAAAUGAUAUUCUACUGGUCGGCCCGACAAUUCAGCCGGAGUUAUACUUGUUGCUACUUCAAUUUCGUUUGCACCGAUAUGCCUUGACGGCUGACAUUGUUAAGAUGUACCGACAGAUACUGAUAGAUGAACCAGAUCGAAAAUUCCAAUAUAUUUUUUGGCGAGAUACGGAGUCCGAUCCUGUUAGUACUUACGAGUUGAAUACAGUCACUUAUGGUACUGCAUCAGCACCUUUCUUAGCAACCAGGAGUUUGCAGUAUUUGGCGGACAAAUUUGAAACACAAUACCCAAUAGGCGCUGCACUCAUUAAAUCAUCGUUCUUUGUCGACGACUUCUUAGGUGGAGCGGAUUCCAUUGAUCAACUCACCAAUAUCAGACAUCAGUUAACGGCCAUUCUACAGAAGGGUUGCUUCGAUCUUGACAAAUGGCAUUCAAACCAUCAUGACUUCAUCAGCGAUACUACAACAAAGAGUUUAAAUCUUGAUACAGAUACAGUCACCAGCGCCCUAGGCAUCAAGUGGCACCAAAUGCAAGAUGUUUUCCUAUUUUCGUUCAAUGCGCAACCAGGUCAUAUUGUAACAAAACGCACCAUUUUAUCCCUUGCGUCUUUCAUAUUCGACCCGCUUGGAUUACUAGCACCGAUCAUACUCGUAGCAAAAAUUAUGAUGCAAGAAUUGUGGCUGUUGCGUGUGGACUGGGACGAGUCAGUCCCUCAAAAUCUUCACUCAGCUUGGAAAACAUUUAUUCAAGAUCUUACAACGCUUUCAUCGAUUAAGGUGCCGAGAUACUGCCUAUCCAUAAACUAUCAACAGGUUGAUGUACACGGUUUCUGUGACGCUUCAAUACGCGCAUAUGGUUGCUGCAUAUUUCUCCGAUCACAAAACACAUCAGGUAAGGUGACGGUCAGGCUAUUCACUGCAAAAUCCCGUGUGGCACCUAUAAAGCGGAAGUCGCUACCUAAACUAGAACUCUGUGGUGCCUUACUUCUUGCCAAACUGUAUCAGAAGGUCCAACCAAUAUUUGCGCAAUUUAAAGGUGAAACGUUUUUUUGGACUGAUUCACAGAUUGUAUUACAUUGGUUGAAGCAGCACUCAUCAACCCUGUCUGCAUUCGUUGGCAAUCGAGUAGCGGAAAUUCAAGAUAUUACCGCAAAUGGGCAAUGGAGACACGUUCCUACCCAAUCCAAUCCGGCAGAUGUUGUGUCGCGCGGCUGUAACAUCCGCCAAUUAACAGAGUCCUGUUGGUUCACGGGGCCGGAAUUUUUGUUACUCGCUGAUAAAUACUGGCCGCAUUUGAAAUGUCACAACCUGGAUAUGGAAGAAGUCAAUAAAGAGACGCGAAAGGUUGUAUUUGUUAACACAAAUGAAGACAACUACGUAUUACAGGUAUUGUCAAGAUAUAGUUCAUACACUAAGAUACUACGAGUAAUAGCGCAGGUACAGCGAUUCUAUCAUGUAACCAAGAAUAAAGUGAAGAACGGAGAAUGUACCCUCCAACCUAUUCAGCUACAAAAGGCAUUGCACUGUAUAAUUUGGGUCAUCCAACAGCAAUUCUUCGAAAUUGAUAUACAACGCCUACAACGAGGGAACCCAGCCGAAGGUACAUUAAAGCAUCUAAAUCCCUUCCUGGACAAUGUAUUCGGUUAUCAAUUACUAAAGGUGGGAGGUCGCCUCGAGCUGAGUGACAUCUCAGUAGGCCAACGUCACCCUAUUUUGUUGCCGAAGGGCUGUUAUUUUGUGGAACUUUAUGUUCGGCAUGUACACUUGUGCAACUAUCAUGCAGGCGCAAAGGCACUAAUUGCCCUUACUCGACUAAACUUCUGGAUAAUUAAUAUUCGAGAAAUUGCACGCCGAGUCGUGCACUCGUGUAUUCACUGCGUGCGUUAUAAACCCAAACUACUUAAUCAAAUGAUGGGUAAUCUCCCAAUCGAACGCCUCACUCCAAGUCGUCCAUUCGCGCGUACUGCGGUAGAUUUUUGCGGUCCUAUAUUAACGUAUCUCCGAAUUCGGGGACGGGUUCCAUAUAAGACCUAUAUAGCCGUGUUCGUUUGUUUGUCUACAAAGGCAGCUCAUCUCGAAGCCGUGUCAGACUUAUCUACGGAGGCAUUUAUUGCAGCACUGAAAAGGUUAAUCGGUAGACGAGGGUUACCAUCAGACAUCUAUUGCGAUAACGCUACAAACUUCGUUGGGGCUAACAACAAACUAGCAGAGUUAAAAAGGAUGUUUUUCGAGAAGUCUAAUCAAGUGAUGCUGCAGACCUUUUGCAGCAACCAAUUCAUAAAUUUCAAUUUUAUACCGCCCCGAGCACCUCACUUUGGAGGUCUAUGGGAAGCGGCUGUAAAAAGCGCGAAAGGCCAUCUGUAUCGAACACUAUCAAAUACUCGAUUCACCUUUGAGGAGCUUGGAACAGCACUGAUUGAAAUCGAAGCCAUCUUAAAUUCGCGACCAAUCACACCUCAUUCUUGUGACCCGAGCGAUUACGAAGCGCUAACGCCGGCACAUUUUCUUAUCGGUGGGCCGCUCAAAACUUUAUCUGAACCAAGUCCUCAGUAUGAAGCUGCUUCAUUAAUUGAUAAAUGGUCUCGUAUAACCGCAGUCAAACAUCACUUCUGGCGCAGAUGGUCUAGAGACUAUCUGAAUGAGCUGCAGAUACGCACCAAAUGGACAGAAGAACAAUCUAACAUCACCGAGGGGGCUCUGGUUCUAAUCCAAGAAGACAAUAUGCCUCCACAACGCUGGUUGAUGGGCCGAAUCGUGCAUUGCAUCAGGGGUCCAGAUAAUUUGGUUCGUGUUGUUGAUGUGCAAACCCCAAAAGGAGUAAUACGCCGUCCAAUCCACAAACUCGCACUGUUACCAAUUGAAAAUCCUUUCAAGGGGGGCGGAAUGCCUACAUUACAUAUGUAG
Messenger RNA from Teleopsis dalmanni, 4158 nucleotides. RefSeq lists its product as uncharacterized. The record is from RefSeq and is a predicted model, not a curated record. The transcript has 3 exons. Bases 1 to 4158 code for a protein of 1385 amino acids. Gene Ontology annotation, biological process: DNA integration. Gene Ontology annotation, molecular function: nucleic acid binding. Lineage: Eukaryota; Metazoa; Arthropoda; Insecta; Diptera; Diopsidae.